Schistosoma turkestanicum is the source of this 1563-nucleotide messenger RNA. Lineage: Eukaryota; Metazoa; Platyhelminthes; Trematoda; Strigeidida; Schistosomatidae. The record is from the annotation of a GenBank genome assembly.
AUGAGACUAAUUAAUUUAAUUAAGUCUCCUUUCUGUCUAUUAAAAAGACAACUUUCAAAUCAAAUUCAAAUUUGUAUAAUUGGUAGUGGCCCAUCAGCCUUUUAUACUGCUCAGGCUUUACUAAAGAAUCAUGUAGGUGUGCAUAUCGAUAUGUUUGAAAAGCUUCCCUCGCCUUUUGGUUUAGUCCGUUAUGGUGUGGCUCCAGAUCAUCCUGAAAUAAAAAAUGUAAUAAAUACUUUUGUUGAAGUCUCUAAAAAUGAACGAUUUUCCUUUUUUGGUAAUGUUUGCAUUGGAAAAGAUAUUAAACUAAAAGAAUUACAAGAAGCUUAUUCAGCCAUUAUUUGGGCUUAUGGUACUGCUGUUGAUCGACGUUUGGAUAUUCCUGGAGAGGAUUUACCGGGUGUUUUGUCUGCCAAAGAUCUAGUAGGAUGGUAUAAUGGUGUACCCAACAAUGUCAAUUUUUCUCCUGAUCUCAGCUGUGAAACAGUUGCUAUUAUUGGUAUGGGAAAUGUAGCAAUUGAUGUUGCACGUAUCCUUCUUUCCCCGAUUGAUCGAUUAAAGUCUACCGAUAUACCAGAACCUGUGAUUGAUUGUUUGUCGAGAAGUCAAGUUAAAAAAGUCAUUUUAAUUGGUCGAAGAGGUCCCUUACAUGUGGCUUUUACUCUUAAAGAAAUUCGUGAACUCUCAAAACUUCGUACAACUUCACAGUCUAAAUAUUUCAUAAAUUUACUACCAGAGGACGUAUUUUCUGUGACUAUGGGGACAGCCAACCAGAUUCAAGAUUUGUUAUCAGGACUUCCUCGCCCUCGACGUCGUUUAACAGAAUUUCUGUUAGAAAUGCACAACUCUUCCAGUCACAAGACAAAUUAUACAACAUACCAAAUGUACCAUUGUGACUUACAAUUUUUACGCUUACCAAAAGAAAUUGUUUCGUACGGGCAACAUCAUUCUGAUAAAAAUCGUUCCGUAGUAUCUCAUAUAAAGUUAGCAACAGUUAAAUUAACAGGUCCGGUCAGUCCUCAUCAGCAAGGUGUAGUAGACGAUAGUCAACCCUUAGAAACCUUACCUUGUGGUUUGGUUAUUCGCAGUAUUGGUUAUCGUGGUGUCCGUAUUGAUCAAGAUUUGCCGUUCGAUGAACAUCAUGGAGUGAUUCAGUGCAAGGACAACAAUGGACGUGUAGCUGAUCUACCUCAACUUUCAUACAAUUUCGUCUUAAGCCCAAUGUAUUGUACUGGUUGGAUUAAACGUGGUCCAGUUGGUGUAAUUGCUGAUACAGCUGUAGACGCUCGUCAAACUGCUGAAACUAUUCUUAAGGAUUUGUCUGAAUAUGAGAAACUUGGUCAUGUAGAUAUAUUAAACAAGGUUGGAUUCUCUGUAAUUCAACGUUACCUUAACGAAAGAAAUGUACGUGUUGUAAAGUUUGAAGAUUGGGAACGUAUAGAUCAAGCAGAAAAGUUAGCUGGUCAAUUACUUGGUAAAUCAAGAGAAAAACUGACUACAAUUCAAUCCAUGUUGAAAACAGCUUUCAUUGAUGUUGCACACUAUAAAUCAUCCGGACGAUAG